Molecule: messenger RNA, 3117 nt
Organism: Gossypium raimondii (Peruvian cotton)
Lineage: Eukaryota; Viridiplantae; Streptophyta; Magnoliopsida; Malvales; Malvaceae
Product: probable LRR receptor-like serine/threonine-protein kinase At3g47570
Exons: 2
Coding region: 53-3028 (991 amino acids)
Biological process (GO): protein phosphorylation
Cellular component (GO): plasma membrane
Molecular function (GO): ATP binding; protein binding; protein kinase activity
Source: RefSeq, a predicted model, not a curated record
UGUUAUAAACCCAUCCUCCACCUCCAUGUAGCCAAGCCUAAAGUAAACAGAAAUGUCCACAAAAACCAUCAUUCUGAUUCUCAUCUGCCUCACUUUUCAUCCACUGCUGGGUGGUUCCCAAGGCUUGCCAAGGUUCAACAACAAUACGGACCAGGAAUCGCUUCUUGUAUUCAAGUCUCAGAUAACUGAUGAUCCUCUUGGGGUUCUUGAGACUUGGAAUCCCAGUUCUUCCUUGUGCAACUGGACUGGUAUUAAUUGUAAUGUCACUAAACAGAGAGUUACAAGUAUCAACCUUGAAAACCUUGGCCUUGUGGGUACUAUUGCUCCUCACAUUGGUAACCUUUCCUUUCUUAGCUACCUCAACCUUCAAAACAACAGUUUUUCUGGAAGCCUUCCACAAGAAAUUGGUCAGCUUUUCCGGUUGAGAACACUCAUUCUAGCUUCUAAUCGAAUUCGAGGAACAAUACCGGCAUCGUUAAGUUUAUGUUCAAAGUUGUCUUAUCUUGAUCUGUCAAUCAACAGACUCGAAGGAACCAUUCCAAACGAAUUAGGUGCACUUUCAGAGCUUGAAGAUGUAUCUUUCAUGCAAAAUUUUCUCACAGGUCCUAUUCCAUCUUCUUUUGGGAAUCUCUCUUCUUUGUCAAAUCUAAUUCUGAUGUCAAACAGCUUGAAAGGGCCUAUACCAGAAGGGUUGGGUCGCCUUCCCUUCUUAAUCAAUCUUCAAAUUGGCCUUAACAAUAUCUCUGGUGAAAUCCCACGUUCAUUAUUCAAUAGUUCCUCGUUGAUUGUCAUAGCCAUGGCUGUCAAUAGACUCACAGGUACCCUUCCCCGAGAUACGUUUACUAAUCUAACCAGCUUAACCACCUUUUUCGUGGGAGGGAAUCUCGUGUCUGGUCGCAUACCACCAUCCAUAGGCAAUGCUUCAAGCUUAACUCGAGUUGAUCUCGCAAACAACAGUUUCAGUGGCCAAAUCCCAUGGCUAGGGAACCUGCCAAACAUUCAAAUAUUGAGCUUACAGAGUAAUCAGCUGGUUAAUGAUGGAGCGGGUGGCAUGGAUUUCCUAGCUUCUUUGGCAAACUCUACCCAACUUCAAGUAUUCUCCGUGGCGGAAAACCAGCUUACUGGUAAGCUUCCAUCUUCCAUAGGCAACCUCUCUAGACAACUUUCAUUGUUGGUGAUGAACAACAACUUUUUCCAUGGAAGCUUGCCAGCAGAAAUAAGCAAUUUGGUCAACUUAACCCUGAUUGCUUUCGAACACAAUUCCUUAACCGGAACCAUUCCACCUUCAAUAGGAACUUUGCCAAACCUGCAGUACAUUUUCUUACACGAAAACAAGUUCUCAGGAAAGGUACCAGAGUCUCUUGGAAACUUGACCUAUUUAGCUGAAGUUCAUCUAAGCAACAAUCUUUUAGAAGGGACCAUUCCUUCAAGCUUGGGAAACUGUCAGCGUCUUCAGUUGCUAGACCUGUCAGUGAACUUGCUUAAUGGUACUAUACCCAGUGAUAUAUUAGGAAUCCCAGGUUUGGGAAAGGUCUUGAAUCUCUCUUUCAAUUCUUUAAGUGGAUUUGUUCCUUUCGAAUUAGGUGGUCUAAAUAUGGUUCAAGCGAUAGACUUGGCAAGUAAUCAAUUAUCAGGAGAUAUACCAGUCACCAUUGGAGAUUGUUCAAGCCUUUUGUACUUGGAUAUGUCUAGAAAUUCGUUUCAGGGAUCCAUACCAAAUUCUCUAGACAAAUUGAAAGCGAUAGAGUAUAUUGACCUCUCUUCCAACAACCUCACUGGUAACAUCUCAGCUUCUUUAGAAUCUUUGAAGUUCUUGCAAGUUUUAAACCUGUCCAGGAACCAACUCUCAGGGGAGGUUCCAAAAGCAGGGAUUUUCGAGAAUUCAACAGCCGUUUCUCUGUCGGGGAAUCUCAAGCUUUGUGGUGGAGUACCUGAUCUAGGACUACCAAAAUGUGAUUCUCAUGAAAAAAAGUCGGGUGGUUCCAAGUUGAAAAUUGUACUAGCAGCGACGUUUGCUUCGGUUGCAUUCAUCAUCAUCGUUUCCAUGCUAGCCUUUUGGUUUGUAAGAAAGAAAGAUUCAGACCUCCGUGCGGUUAAUGAGGAGGCUGACUCACCGGAGAUGUAUCCAAUGUAUAGACAACACGAUCUCAAAUUAGCUACCCGGAAUUUCAGUCAAGAGUAUAUGAUUGGAGAGGGUAGCUUUGGAUCAGUUUAUAAGGGUGUUUUUGAGGAUGGAAGUUUGGCAGCUAUCAAGGUCUUCAAAAUGGAGCAACAUGGAGCUUCCAAGAGCUUUAUAGCUGAAUGUGAGGCUCUUCGAAGUAUCCGGCACCGGAACCUUGUUAAAAUCAUAAGCUUAUGUUCAGCAGGCGAUUUCAAGGCUUUAGUCCUUAAGUUCAUGCCAAAUGGAAACUUGGAACAAUUGCUUCACCCAAGAAUUGAAGACUGUGAGGUUGAAAAAGUUGUUGACAUGAACCAGAGGUUGAAGAUAGCUCAAGAUGUUGCCUUAGCACUAGCAUAUUUGCAUCAUGAUUGCGAAACCCCCGUUGUGCACUGUGAUCUUAAGCCGAGUAACGUUCUCCUGGAUGAAGAGAUGUCAGCUCAUGUCGGCGAUUUUGGACUUGCAAGAAUCCUACUUAAAAACUCACCCAAUGCUCAUCUUAGUAGCUCCGUAGGACUAAAAGGUUCAAUUGGCUACAUGGCUCCAGAAUAUGGCAUGGGUGCGGGGGUCUCAACACGAGGCGAUGUCUACAGUUUUGGAAUAUUGAUCCUUGAGAUGUUUACAAGGAAAAGACCCAUAGACCAUCUGUUCAGUGGGAAUAUGGAUUUGCAAAAAUGGGUUUCAAUGCAUCUUCCUGAUCAUUUUUAUAAUAUUGUGGAUAAUGAACUUAAGGCAAAAGAAUGGCAGGCAGAACAUGCUGACAGCAUGGCCAGAAUAUUAAAUAUUGGGUUGAUGUGUGCAAGGAAAUCGCCUGAAGAACGACCAACAAUGAGAGAGGUCUCUGUAAUGAUAAAAAAAUGUCUAGUCUAAGCUUAUCAGAGUAAUUUAGCGUAUAAUUGAUGUAAUUUGCAUGAAUUAAUAAUACGCAAACAAUGGGUCGUCUUCCUCGUCAUAAAAAA